Soboliphyme baturini is the source of this 429-nucleotide messenger RNA. The record is from the annotation of a GenBank genome assembly. Lineage: Eukaryota; Metazoa; Nematoda; Enoplea; Dioctophymatida; Soboliphymatidae.
AUGAAAAGACAUUCGCCAACGGGGAUGGACGGCACUGGCCUCCGGUGUCUCAGCAACAACGCCAUUGCGAUGCGCAGGCGGCGUCUGCAAGCCAUGGCCAGUCUUUGUGCUCGUCGCGAGCCUUCUCGACGCAAACGCUUGUUCACUGAUAUCUUGCUUGCUGCAUUUCCCUUCUAUCGUGAAGGCCGCCUGAAGCAAGUAUCCAUCGGGGGGGAGGUGCACGAAGGAGGUACCACCUCUCCAGCGCUCUUCACCGCGGCUUUGGAGCCAUUCUUCAGCCAGCUGAACUGGUGCAACGGCGUAAAUACUGAUGAACAGCAACUGAAGUAUUUGCUAUUUGCGGACGACUGCAUCGACUUCGCACAAGACAUGAUGGAGCUCCAGCAGAAGAUCCACGAGUUGGAAAAGAAUCCCUCACCAUCCGAUUGA